Molecule: messenger RNA, 1731 nt
Organism: Caenorhabditis remanei
Lineage: Eukaryota; Metazoa; Nematoda; Chromadorea; Rhabditida; Rhabditidae
Exons: 4
Coding region: 1-1731 (576 amino acids)
Biological process (GO): positive regulation of transcription by RNA polymerase II
Cellular component (GO): histone acetyltransferase complex; transcription regulator complex
Molecular function (GO): histone acetyltransferase activity; chromatin DNA binding; transcription coactivator activity
Source: RefSeq, a predicted model, not a curated record
AUGCCGUCAUCUACCUGCACCUUCUGCUCCGAAUCGUUCAAAACUUAUCAAGAACUCGUCGAGCAUCGUGAGGAAGCGAAACACUUUGACAAGCUCUACUUGUGCGAAGUUUGUAAUACAAGAUUCUCAAAGCAAAAUGGUGUCGAGAAUCACUUCCGUGAUAACCACCUUCCAGUGUCUGGAAAAGGAAAAGAUGAUGAGAAAUUGAAUCGGAUGUGGGACAAGGGAACCUACUUCACCAAAUCGGAGAAGCCAGAGCCAAAGAAGGAGCCAAAUUCUGAUGGAACCAAAAGACAAGCGGACGAUAACAAUGUUCAAAAGCCACCAGUGAAGAAAGUCAAGAAGUUUGACCCAACAAAGCCAAGCACAUCCAAGGCGGGAAAAAUUAUAUGCUGCGAAGAGGGCGUGGAGUACAAAUACAGUGCCACCAACAUCAAAUGCUCUGGAAAAAAAGAAUGUCGAGUCCGCCCUGGAGGAAGUUACAUGUUUGCAGAUGACACUGUAUACUGUAUGAGAUGUUUUGGAGUGGAGAAGAGAAAGAAGAAGGACAACAUCCUUGGAGAUAUCAAUAAUUGGAGACAAUUGGAAAAUGUCGUGGAGACUUUCGAAGCACUCAAGGAAUGCGGUGAUUGUGGAGGGCUCUGGCAUGAAAGUUGUUCGAUGACACUUGCCACCACUACAUUUAUCUGCCACAGAUGUGUCACUGGGUACUCGAUUCCCAAAAUUGAGAUCAGGCACUCAUGCCCGCUAUCCCAAUUCAUGACAGAGAGGUUGAACAAGUUAUGCGGAAAACCAGUAACCCGGAACACUGGAAUCGCGGUGGUUAACUUCACGUCGAGGAGGACAGUGGACUUGGUGGCGGAUCGCCCGAAUCAUUUGAAAGAGCAGUUUAGAAAUACGUACGGGAACACCACAAACUACACCCAAAGGAUGAUUUAUGUGAUUCAAAGAACUUUCAAGGCGGACUGCAUAUUCUUCUCAAUGAUAUGCCAUGAAUAUGAAAACCACGCUGGAACAAAGUAUUGCCUGAUUGAUACUCUCGACUCGGUACCGUACUUCACGACAACGGCUACAGUAUCCCGAGGAGCAGCACAUCACGAAAUCAUGCUCUCAUAUUUCGACUUUAUGAGACGUGUUGGCUACGAGAAAGCACAUUUAUGGGCAAACGCUCCUGUCCAGGGGGAUAACAUGAUUUUCACGUGUCACCCGAUGGCGCAGAAGUAUUUGAGUCAGGUUGAGUUGGAGGGAUACUACGAAAAGAUGCUGGCGAAAGGAGAAAAAUCAGGGAUUUUCAAGAAAUGGAGAAACUUUGGAGGAUUUAAGGAAGAUGUUGAGAGCAACCUUCGUAAAAAGAAGGAUUACAAAGGGAUCCAACCGAUCCACAUUCCAAUUUUCGAAGGAUCUCAAUGGGAAUAUUUUAACCAAAAAUACGAGCCAGAACCGGAAGACAAGGAAAACUCGGAAGCGGCGAACUUUAUGAGGAAGUUUACAAGAAACAUUCCCGAUAAUCUCACCAACACAUUCUGGAUGGAUUUGAAGAAGCGAGAUAAGCCGAUGGAUCCGGAGUUGUUGGAGGGAAGGAGGAAUUCCCAUGAAGAUCUUGGAGACAAGAUGUCAUUCUUGGAGCUGUGUGUGGAGAACAAUUGGGAGUUCUCUACUUUGAGGAGAGCCCAAUUCGCUACGAUGGGGAUCAUUGAUGUGAUAAAUAGGUUUACGGUAGUACAGGAUUAG